ACGUAGAAUCACAGGUUGGGCUCGCCACUGGGUUUCUCUCUCUCUCUCUCUCGCUGUGACGCUUGUUGUUUUGAUGAUAGCAAACCCACCCGACAGCAGUUAUGUGGGCUGAAACCAGUGAGCCCAGCGCGCCUGAGCCCCUGGGAUCCGUGUGGUCAGGAAUUUGAUAAAGCUCAGGGACGCUUCGGUGUCAUUCAUUUCGAACGGAGCUCGGUGGUUGCGUCAUGCCACAACUUGUUGACAUUCUUUUGUUUACAGUGUUAGAGCCACGGCCUGUGGGUCUGAGCCGAGGACUCUGCUGCUGUGGAGGAGGACGGGGGGGGGCAGCAGGCCCCGACUUUAAACCACCACGCCACGCACUUUAAACCAGCAUUAUGCAUUUAUCACAUUUUGCACACGACGUCUUUCAAGUGAAUCCGCCUUUACGGGGAAGAAGCGACGGUUUUUCCGACCCCGCAGCGACUGUGGUUCGCUUGUCAGAUCGCUUAUGAACAUUAUUUAUUCUCUUAAAAACAGUAUAGUGCAAGGCCCACCGCUUACUUGAUACUUUACACAGUUUUUUAUACUUUGCAUGCCUUCAAACACGAGGCAAUUUCCAUAGAAGCACACAAUUGUCUCCUCCGGUUGUUGAUAUCCCUCCGUAGUUUUCUCCUCUCGCUGUUUUUGAACGUUCACUCGACACUUUUCAACGCGAAUUCCUUAAAAUCGUCACUUUUGCUACGCAGCCGUGAAUGAAUGAGCUCUGCUGCGCAUGCGCGACAUCCUCUCAAGUUUAUAAACAAGGCCUCCACGCAGCAGGGCACGUGACCAGCCACAGCUCUGCACUGUGUGGAUUCACAGACAAAGGAGUCCCCACAGACCGCCUAUCCUUUUUCAGCAUGUCCAUACCAUACAUGGACUCUAUUGUGGCGAUCGGACCCGUUGUUAUUUAACUGGAGUCCUCACAUAUGUUUGACAGUCAAUGUUUAUUGUGUUGGUGUUUUCAUUCAAUGGAUCUUUUCAUCGUGUGUCAAUGAAAAAGCUAAAUUUGACUACAAAAAAAAAAAUCCACAUAUUAACACUUACUCUUAUGUAUGCAAUUACAAUUCGUUAAAACAAACUGUGCUACAGUCUCACUCUGUAUGUAUUUGGACUAUAUUGUUCUUUUGUUCGAGAAUCAUUUUGUAACAUUGUGACUUUGUCCUCCAGUAAAGAGGCAGCUUCCUCCAAGUCCGUGUUUCUUACUUUAAACAGACACUUACACAAUCUUUUCAAGGUCCUGAUUCUUCUGAUAAAUUUGCAGCUUUAUUCUCCUAAUGUUUUUGUUUUUGUUGUGUCUAAAACCAGCCGACGUGGCAGAACAUGAUGAUGGAUGCUUAGUAAACGGACCCGUCGCCAAGUUUUUUUAAAAAAUAGGCAAAGAGAAAAAAGGAAACUACAGGACAUUGUGGGAAUGGACGAUUCUUUUGAUCCACUCAAGUGUAACGAAGACCUGCCUUCCUCACCUGGGUGCCACAUGGAUUACGAUGACAUGCCAGAGCUACAGGAGGUGGAGGAGGACCAGAGGGCUCCUGGGUUAUUUCAGGUCAGAGCAGGAGUGUCUCACCAGGAGCUCAGCUGUUCCCCCAGGACCAACUGGCUCACUGAACUGGCCAACAUUGCCACCAGUCCUCAGAGCCCCUUGCUAAAGGUUGCCCCACAUAAGAGAUCAGCUCCAGUCCACAUCUUUGGCAGCAGUAAUAGUUUACAUUCCUACGCACGGCCACCAUUAGCCAGCAGCGCACCCAACCCAUCCAGAGGCCACCUCAGGGAGCGCAGCCGGCGUAUCAGGGCUAGUAGUGAAUCAGAGUCGGGUGUUUUCUCAAUGUCCUCGUCCUUCUCUGAUGAUGAAGACAUGGCCUGGUCUCACUCCUGGCCCUCUACAGCCUGGCAUUGCUUCCUGAAAGGAACUCGCCUGCGCUUCCAUCGCGGCCCAAAUGUAGAGUGGCAGGAAGCCGAUGAACUCAGGGAUUCAGAUGAUGACUCAGAGGAUGAAACCAUGAUGCCAUCCUCCUCAUCUCUCAAGAGAUAUGGCUUAGGGGGGCUGAAGCUGGUGAGCCAUGAGGAGACAGUAUCUUUUGGCCAGGCGGCUCUUAAACUGACCUUUGACCCCGGCUCACCUGAUGAGAGCUUUUUAACAGCUGAAUGCCGACUAGAUCACCCAUUUUUUGUCAGAAAUAAAGGUUGGUCUUCCUUUUAUCCAAGCCUAACUGUGGUGCACCAUGGGAUCCCUUGCUAUGAGAUGCAGCUCGGUGACGUGUGCCUGCCACCGAACCACCCAGAUGCCAUUAACUGUGAUGACUCAGUCGUUUUUGACACUUUCAGAAGUUACGACUUCACCCCUCUAGAUUCCUCAGCAGUGUAUGUUCUCAGCAGCAUGGCUCGUCAGCGCAGGACCUCCCUGUCCAGUGGAGGCGCUGUGAGUCCAGACUGUGACAAGCUCGAGCGCUCCAGCUCCCCGCAAUCCUCAAGUAGCAAAUCAAACCGGAGCCAAACCUCAGGGACAGCCAUCGCUGCCACGCCCACAAGAUGCAAGCGGCCAAUGAAUGCCUUCAUGCUCUUUGCCAAGAAGUACAGAGUGGAGUACACACAGAUGUAUCCUGGGAAGGACAACAGAGCCAUUAGUGUCAUCCUGGGAGACAAGUGGAAGAAGAUGAAGACUGAAGAGAGGAGGAUGUACACGAUGGAGGCCAAAGCUCUGGCUGAGGAGCAGAAGAGACUGAAUCCAGACUGCUGGAAACGCAAAAGAACCAACUCAGGUUCCCAGCAGUAGUUAAUCCCCCAGAAUCCCUGGCUGCUGGCGUUUUUUUGGCUUGGAGAGGUGCUGGACAGAGUCUGAUGGACCGCUUGAUGCCUCUUUGCUCUCCUGUAUUCUUGAUACUCAACUGUGAUGCUGGCUUCACUUCCCUUUUAUUUUAACCUUGAAACAUUUAUAGAGUCAAACCAGAUUAUGAACUAUAAACAAAGCAUGUAAUCUAGUCACUAACAGUGCAUAUAUUUUCUUAUAUCUUUAACGUCCAAGAUGUCUUAUUCCCCUGAAAUAAGGAGGAAUGAAUCCUCUGGCGAAUUUCAGGUUAUUUCAUAUUCAAGGUUGAACAUAAAGAUGACAUCAUGUGGUGCUAUGCUUCAAUGUAGAAGGAGCAGGAAAACAACAAGUGUCUAUUUAUAAUAAUUCAAAAAGGGGAAUUUUAGGUAACUUUUCACAACUGUUCAUAUGGAUUAUAUUUGUAAGAUUCAAUCUAUUGCACAGAUUGGUAACCCUUUCAUACAUUUUUGUAUUACAGUCUAUAUUCUGCAGCUGAACUAUAUGGCCAACAGUUUGCGUUACUGUCCUGCCAAGUCUGUUCAUGGGUUUUCUUUUGCUCAGCCACCCGGCCAUGUGAUGUGAAGGCAUCGAGCAUGUGGUGGUGGGUUUACACUCAGCACUUCUGGCCUUCACUGCAAGUGCUUGUUUCUUUUGCACUUUAUAUAAAUAUGUAAUCUAAUCAUAUACAGCCAUUCUAUACAGGUGGAAACCAUUUGUAUAAAACAGUAUCUCUGUAGUUUGCUGUUCCGACACAGUCGCGGCUCAGUGGCCGUGGUCUGCAGUCAGGUUGCUAAAUGAGUUUUAAGUGCUUUGUCCAUAAUGUACAGGUUUUCAUAGCCCCAAACAUCCUCUUGCACAGAAUAUCCUUUGUAUCAUAUUAUAAAUAAUUGUUUUUUAAAACUUGCAUCUUAUCCAAGUGUUUCUUUUUCAUAAACUGUAAGCUGUAAUCACAACCUGAUGCUUGGGUCUGUGUUAUGUCUCAUGUUUUUGUCUGUCCCUUUAGCUUCCUCCCAUGAACAUGUGUCCUUCUCUGACACUCUGAACCCAGGCAUGUCUGAAGCUUUAAGAGCUCUGGAUAUCCACUAGUCUAAAGCGUGAUGUUUUCCAGGUAACAACACAGUUAGAGUGUUUUUAUUCUUUCCUGCCACAUCAAAACGAUCGGGCACAGAUGCUAAUAAAGCCUCCAAAGUA
This is a messenger RNA of Platichthys flesus (European flounder), 4015 nucleotides long. It is a transcript of the gene hbp1, whose product is annotated as HMG-box transcription factor 1. Gene Ontology annotation, biological process: regulation of transcription by RNA polymerase II. The record is from RefSeq and is a predicted model, not a curated record. The transcript has 10 exons. Gene Ontology annotation, molecular function: RNA polymerase II cis-regulatory region sequence-specific DNA binding; protein binding; RNA binding. The coding region runs from base 1352 to 2791 and encodes 479 amino acids. Lineage: Eukaryota; Metazoa; Chordata; Actinopteri; Pleuronectiformes; Pleuronectidae. Gene Ontology annotation, cellular component: nucleus.